Molecule: messenger RNA, 1648 nt
Organism: Bradysia coprophila
Lineage: Eukaryota; Metazoa; Arthropoda; Insecta; Diptera; Sciaridae
Biological process (GO): hydrogen peroxide catabolic process; response to hydrogen peroxide
Cellular component (GO): cytoplasm
Molecular function (GO): heme binding; catalase activity
Source: RefSeq, a predicted model, not a curated record
UUAAAGCUUCUUCAAUCAAUUUUAGCGAUGAAAACGUGGUGCGUACUACUUUUGUUAAUUCAUCUUUACCAGGCGGUUGAAGUAACACCAUAUGCCGGUCAAGAUAAUGCAAUGAUAAUGGUAGAAUCUCCAGCAUUAAGCCAGCUAGUUAAUUAUGCAAGUACUCAUUCCAAUAAAAGUGUAUCAUUAGCAGAAACUGUUUCUGGUAUCGUGUACCCGACAUUAACGGGCUCACUUAGAGUUGGUAAUCGCGGACCAGUGCUUUUGAGUGACGCAUUUCUCAUUGAAAAGUUGCAAUUAUUUAAUCGUGAACGAAUUCCAGAGCGUGUGGUACACUCUAAGGGAGCAGGUGCUCGAGGUUACUUCCAGGUAACUAAUGACAUCAGCCAAUACACAAAGGCCGCUUUUCUACAACCAGGAAAGCGAACAAACGUCGCUGUACGAUUUUCAGGUGCGACUGGUGAAUUAGGUUCACCAGACACAUACUUCGAUCCCAGAGGAUUCGCAGUCAAAUUUUACACAGAAGAGGGAAAUCACGAUCUUACAGGCAUUAAUUAUCCAAUUUUUUUAAUGCGAGACGCAAUGAUUUUUCCGGAUAUUACUAGAGCUCGAAAAAGAAAUCCACAAACUCAUCUGCCUGACAUAACCGCUACGGUGGACUUGAUAUCUGAGCGACCAGAAAUGACUUUGUUUUUGUUAUUCUUUUUAUCCGAUAUGGCUAACCCGAAAUCGUAUCGAUGCAUGAAAGGAUUUGCCAUCCAUGCUUAUAAAAUGGUAAAUUGUAAGGGAGAAGCGGUUUAUGUUAAAUUCCAUUGGACACCUCACGAGAAAGAAGAGUUUUUCACUACUGAAGAAGCCAUUGCAAUGACCGCCAAGAACCCAAAUGUAUUGAUCCAAGAUCUUUUCGAUAAUAUUGCCAAGAAAAACUAUCCAAAAUGGACUUUGUCGAUUCAAGUGAUGACUUUCGAGCAGGCUGAAAGGCACUAUCAAAAUCCCUUUGAUUCAACAAAGUACUGGAAAAUCGAAGAUUACCCGCUAAUACGUGUGGGUGAAAUGACUUUGAAUCAGAAUCCAGAAAACCAUUUCGCUGAAGUUGAACAAAUUGCAUUCAGCCCAUCAAAUAUGGUAAGAGGAAUUGAACCAAGUCCCGAUCCAUUGCUACACGCAAGAAUGUUUGCAUAUCCCGAUUCCCAAUUACACAGGCUGGGGACUAAUUUUGCACAGAUUCCAAUCAACAGUUGUCCGUUUGCAAAGUCUUACCAUCGAGAUGGUCCCGUCAAUUCAGGCGCAAAUGGUGCCUCAGCUCCAAAUUAUUAUCCAAAUUCUUUUAACGGACUAAAGUCCAAUGAUAAUAAUAAGUCCUUCAAACAGUCCGUUUAUUUUGUUAGUGGUGACGUAGAUAGAAUAGACGACAAAGACGAUGACAAUUUCUCGUUACCUAAGUACCAUUGGGAAAAUCAUGUCGGCCCUGAGGAACGAAAGCGAAUUAUAGAGAACACUGUGGCUUUAUUGAGUCAUAGUGCUAGACACAUCCAGGCAAAGCUUCUUCGUAACGUUAUUUACAAAAUCAGUAAAGAACUUGGGGAUAAUGUGAAAAAGGCUUUAAAAUUGUAAAGUUUGCGAAAUAUUUAUGUCAAUAAAUUGUGUU